GAGUGAUGGGUGCGGUGUUCACAGCAUUGCCUUCACUUCACUCACACAUCAAUCGCUCAUUCAUUCAAUAAUAACCGCACUCAUCGAUUGUCACGUAAAUGGCGUCCAAAGCGAAGAAGUCGUCGUCGGGGGCGCCGACGGCCACCACAACGACGAUCACGAGUUCGGCCGGAGAACAGGUGAGCUCUUCGGCCGAACGGCCCGUCAGUCCUCUCUCGCCGUCACGACUGUCGCGAAUACAGGAGAAGAAUGAGUUGCAGGGACUCAACGACCGGUUGGCCAACUAUAUAGAGCGCGUCCGACAGCUAGAGAUCGAGAACAACCGCCUCUCAGUCCAGAUUCACUCGAGUCAAGAGACCGUCACCCGAGAGGUCGUCUCCAUUAAGUCGCUCUACGAGAAGGAGUUGACUGACGCCCGACGGCUCCUCGACGAGACCGCCAAAGACAAGGCGAGGCUCCAGAUUGAGGCCAACAAACUGCACAAUGACUGCGAAGACCUCAUCACUAAACUUAAUAAACGAGAUAAAGACUUAUCAUUGGCUGAUAAGCGGAUCAAUAAUUUAGAAUCGAAUGUUGAAGAAUUAAAGUCACGUCUGAAUCAAUCCAUUGCUGACCGAAAGAGAGCUGAAGAUGAUGUCAAAGAAGCGAAGGCAGAGAUCGAUAAUAUGGAGAAGCAAUUGGCAACUGUUCGCAAACAAUUACAAGAGGAGACACUUCUUCGCGUCGAUCUGGAGAACAGAAUCCAGAGCUUGAAAGAAGACUUUCAAUUCAAACAACAGAUUCACGAGAAAGAGUUGGAAGAGACUCGAGUGACUCAGGAGACAGAGAUCACUGAAAUGGUUAACGACCAGAUCCGAGAGCAAUACGAACAAAGACUGGCCGAUGAACUCCGAGAGUUGCGCGAAGAGAAUGAGGCACAGAUGCGGAUGAAUAGGGAGGACAUCGACCGCAAGUAUGAUCAACAGCUCCAAGACUUGCGCAACGCUUUGGACAAAAAGACCGGCGCUUCCAAUGCAUUGGGCAAUGAGUUGACACAAUUGAAGACCAAAUUAGAGUCAAAUAUAUCGAAAUUGAGUCAAAUUGAAUCCAUUAAUCAAUCGCUUAAUAACCGAAUUAAAGAUUUGGAGAGACUUAUAGAGCAGGAAAGAGAGUGGAAGGAAAACGCAUUGCAGGCCAAAGACGACCAAAUCAAACAACUGAGAGACGAAUCCAAAAAUAUUCUCAAUGAAUACCACGACUUGUUAGACAUUAAGAUCGCGUUGGAUAUGGAGAUCAGUGCCUACAGGAAACUAUUGGAAGGCGAAGAAAGUCGGCUCAAUUUGGCGAGUCCUCAGUCGUCGCCACUCAUUAGUUCCGGGAGUCGAGUGGUCUCUCCGCGCACUUACACUCCCAGAGGCGCCAAAAGGAAGCGUACGGUUUAUCUACAGGAAGAGGAGAAUGUGGUGGACAUUGUUGUCAACUCUAAUGCCAAGUCUGACAUUGAGAUAUCAGAUCACGAUCAGGACGGGAAGUACGUCAAGAUCUUCAACAAAGGCGACAAAGAGGUCUCACUCAGCGGUUGGCAAAUCAUUAGAAAUGCCGGUGAUUUGGACACGCAUUUCAAGUUUCACCGAACGAUUGUCAUUAAACCCAAUCAAACCAUAUCUGUGUGGAGUUCGGACAGCAAUACGGCUCACAGUCCGCCCAAUGAUAUCGUCAUGAAAGGCCAGACUUGGUUCACAUCCGAUGCAAUGCAGACAACUCUACUCAACAAUUCGGGAGAAGAAAUGGCGACUCGAAAGACAUCCAAACGUCUAACCAGUACUUCGGCUCACCGUUCGUCUGAGGGAUUCUUAAGAUCACAACAGGCGGACACACCGGCCGGUCAGGAGAGGUGUUCAAUAAUGUGAUGCAAUCCAAAAACACACAAUCAAACCGUUUUUACAAUAAUUUACUUAUAUUUAAGAUUUUAAGCCAUAUAUUCAUUUACACAAUUGAUUUAGAUUUAACCGCUUUUUAACAAUACAUUAUUUUCUAAUUUUUCGUAUAAUUGAUGACCUUUUGGGUGAAAUUUAUAGAAACUUAAUUUAGUAGUAGUUUUAUAGCAUAUUGUCUUCUCAUAUACAGUGCAUGUCAUAUGUGUUGCAUAUAUUCGCUAUUAUUAUAUAAGAGCUAAUGUUGAUUAUAAAGCAUCUAAUUUUCCAAUCACUUUAUUAUUGAUUACUUAUAUUCGUAUUAUAAAAGC
Molecule: messenger RNA, 2224 nt
Organism: Medioppia subpectinata
Lineage: Eukaryota; Metazoa; Arthropoda; Arachnida; Sarcoptiformes; Oppiidae
Source: the annotation of a GenBank genome assembly